Molecule: messenger RNA, 897 nt
Organism: Protobothrops mucrosquamatus (brown spotted pit viper)
Lineage: Eukaryota; Metazoa; Chordata; Lepidosauria; Squamata; Viperidae
Gene: DMRTB1
Product: DMRT like family B with proline rich C-terminal 1
Exons: 4
Coding region: 1-897 (298 amino acids)
Biological process (GO): regulation of transcription by RNA polymerase II; germ cell development; sex differentiation
Cellular component (GO): nucleus
Molecular function (GO): DNA-binding transcription factor activity, RNA polymerase II-specific; RNA polymerase II cis-regulatory region sequence-specific DNA binding
Source: RefSeq, a predicted model, not a curated record
AUGGAGAACCAAGAUGGGACUCAGACUCUUCGGGCUCCAAAAUGUUCACGUUGCCGGAAUCAUGGCUUUGUGGUACCAGUCAAGGGUCAUGCUGGUCACUGCAGGUGGAAGCAGUGCCCAUGUGAGAAAUGUUCUCUCAUCACUGAACGCCAGAAGAUCAUGGCUGCACAGAAGGCCUUAAAAAGACAAGGACCAGAUUCACCACCUAGAGAGACCUUGCCUCCCACUCAGGGUAGGCCCAAUGAAGAAGUGGCAGCCCUUGCUAGCAGUAAGAAGGGCCUAAAAAUAAAUUCCUCAGAGUUUCCCACUCCUGGGUCAGUUGUGCAUGAAGGAAUUAAAGUGACUUCAGCAGUUAGCUCCAGUACCAGAACAGCAAAUAAUCCAACACCACCUAAACCAAGCUCUCCGACCUUCAUAGAUUUAGAUCAUCCCAAUAUGCCUCAAGAAUGUAUUACUGUGUGUCCAGAAUUUGGGGAGAGGGACCCUCCCAAAAUAUAUCCUGGAUACUCUGGGAUGUAUCCUUAUCAUCCAUUUUCAAUGGGAUUCACUAUCAAUCAACCAGCUUACAGAGGUCCAUCUCCUGCACCUGUUUUGCCUCUGCAAACAAGUUUCAGACACUUUUCCGGCAAUCAUGGAGCAGGUAGUGUUCCUCUACAGGACACAGGUGGGGAUUUCCGGCCAGGAUACUAUACUCCACUCUCACCCUUUAUACCCCGAGGCUUUCUGCCAAGGAUUCACUACCUUCCACCACCUCUCCAGCUCAACCUUGUGACUGAAGCUACGAAGGAAACAUCUAUUUCCACUGAAGACAGCCAGGAUUCUGCAAUUAUAUGUAAGCCCUGCCAAACAUCUCAAGAAGAUGCCACUGAAGAUUGUUCUUCAUAUUCUGAACAGUAA